Molecule: messenger RNA, 1704 nt
Organism: Knipowitschia caucasica
Lineage: Eukaryota; Metazoa; Chordata; Actinopteri; Gobiiformes; Gobiidae
Source: the annotation of a GenBank genome assembly
AUGCCGUGCGGCUUCUUGGGCUUCGUCCUCCUCUUUCCUCGGCCCACAUGUCGCCCUGACGAGUUCCAGUGCAACGACGGUGCGUGUGUUCAUGGGAGCCGUCAGUGCAACAAAGUGUUUGACUGCAGAGACCAGAGCGACGAGGCUGGCUGUGAAACAGAAAAUGAAUGCGAGGGGCCCACAAAGUUUAAAUGUAAAACUGGGGGGUGCAUCGGUGCAGAGAAGGUGUGUGACGCAAGGAACGACUGCAAAGAUGGCUCCGAUGAACCAGCGGAGUGUAGCUACGAAAUCGACCCUGCAACGAGCACAUGCAAAGCCGUAUCAGGAUCUGGCCCCACACUCUACUUCACCAGUCGACACGAGCUGAGACUGAUGACAGUGGACCGCAAAGAAUACAUCCGCCUGAUCCCACAGCUCAAGAAUGCAGUCGCUCUGGAUGUGCACAUACCCUCAAAUACCAUCUUUUGGUCAGACCUCUCCCUCAAGACAAUUUUCAGCACCCGCAUAGAUACUGCCAGUGACGCUUCAACUCACACUGAAGUGAUUGGCAGUGAUAUUGAAGCCCCAGAAGGAAUUGCAGUAGACUGGAUUCACGGCAACAUUUACUGGACAGACAGUGAAUUGAAAACCAUCUCUGUGGCAACCACUGAUGGAAGCAAGAGGAAAACCCUGAUCUCCGACCAUUUGGAGAAGCCCAGAGCCAUUACAGUGGACCCAGUCAAUAACUUCAUGUAUUGGACUGACUGGGGGGAAGAGGCUAAGAUUGAGAAGAGUGGGUUGAAUGGAGGAGACCGCUUGGCCAUAGUGACGGACAACAUUAUGUGGCCCAACGGCAUCACUCUUGACAUGGUUAACCAGCGUUUGUACUGGGUCGACUCCAAGCUGCACACUCUCUCCAGUGUCGAUGUCAGCGGAGGGUCACGGCACAUGCUCAUUUUUGACGAGAAGCACCUUUUACAUCCCAUGUCUCUGGCAGUUUUUGAGGAGAAGGUAUUCUGGACGGACAUUGGAAAUAGUGCGGUGUACAGUGCUAAUCGCUUGACCGGAGGAGACAUCACAGAGCUGGCAAGGGACCUGAAUCAUCCUGAAGACAUUGUCGUUUUUCACACACUCAAGCAAACUAAUGGUUCAAACUGGUGCCAAACGAGUGAGCUACUGAAUGGAGGCUGCGAGUUCCUGUGCCUCCCUGCUCCUCGGAUCAACAGCCGCUCCCCCCAGUACACCUGCGCCUGUCCGGAUCACUCCGCCAUGGCCGCUGAUAACAGGAAGUGUGUCGCAGUUCAACCUCCUGUGACCAGUCCUGCACCAAUCCCUAAUGUUCCCACCACUCAAGCACCAACGCAGCCUUAUACUACUACUACUACUACAACUACUACUACCACUGCUGCAACUCCCAAUGCUUCAACAAUACUUGAACCAGCUCAAGUGAAUCACAAAUUGUCUGGAUUGCCCACUGAAGACGAGCCUUCCCAUCCAGUCGGCGCAUAUAUAGCUGUGCCCCUAUUGGUAAUGUCGCUGCUGAUCUUUGGGGCAGUGCUGCUAUGGAGAAACUGGCGUCUGAAAAACACAAACACUAUCCAUUUUGUCAACCCAGUGUACCAGAAAACCACAGAAGACGAGAUGCACAUUUGUCAAAACUCCACCCAGGGCUUCAUCUAUCCAGAGAGGACAAUGCUAAGUAUGGACGACUUGGACAUUGCGUGA